Paramisgurnus dabryanus is the source of this 5954-nucleotide messenger RNA. It is a transcript of the gene pip5k1ab, whose product is annotated as phosphatidylinositol-4-phosphate 5-kinase, type I, alpha, b. The record is from RefSeq and is a predicted model, not a curated record. NCBI's taxonomy places the organism in Eukaryota, Metazoa, Chordata, Actinopteri, Cypriniformes, Cobitidae. Gene Ontology annotation, biological process: phosphatidylinositol phosphate biosynthetic process. Gene Ontology annotation, molecular function: 1-phosphatidylinositol-4-phosphate 5-kinase activity. Gene Ontology annotation, cellular component: plasma membrane.
CUCUCUCUCUCUCUCUGGUUCCGGUCAGAACUCGGGUCCAGUAAACCCGAAUCAAAAUGGCGUCAGCCGGUCCACCCGACAUGGGCUUGUCUGCCCCUCCAGAUCUGAGGACUCCGUUUUGGAGGCUGUUGACCUCUCAGAGAGGGUCCAGCGGGGUUCGAAAGAUGACUGCAACAGAGGGUCCUGGAUCAUCUCAAAGUAUGAAGAAGACCAUCGGUCACCGGGGAGUUGACCCCACAGGAGAAACAACUUACAAAAAGACAACCUCCUCUGCCUUGAAAGGUGCCAUCCAGCUUGGGAUCGCACACACAGUGGGCAGCCUGAGUCAGAAAGCCGAGAGGGACGUCCUAAUGCAGGACUUUUACGUAGUCGAGAGCAUUUUCUUUCCCAGUGAAGGAAGUAAUCUGACUCCAGCGCACCACAAUGGCGACUUCAGGUUUAAGACCUAUGCCCCCAUUGCCUUCCGCUACUUCAGAGAGCUCUUUGGCAUCAGACCUGAUGACUAUCUGUACUCUCUGUGUAAUGAUCCAUUGAUCGAGCUGUCUAACCCUGGAGCGAGCGGGUCGAUAUUUUAUGUCACCAGCGAUGAUGAGUUCAUCAUUAAAACAGUGCAGCAUAAGGAAGCUGAGUUCCUGCAGAAACUACUGCCUGGCUACUUUAUGAAUCUGAAUCAGAACAAAAGAACGCUGCUCCCAAAAUUUUACGGCUUGUACUGCGUGCAAGCGGGUGGGAAGAACAUCCGUAUGGUCGUGAUGAAUAACCUCUUGCCAAGGAGCGUGCCUAUGCAUCUCAAAUACGACCUGAAGGGUUCUACGUACAAGCGGCGCGCCUCUCCUAAAGAGAUCGAAAAGAACGUCCCCACUUACAAAGACCUGGACUUCAUCCAGGACAUGCCCGAGGGCAUCCAGCUUGAACCAGACAACUACAACGCCCUCUGCAAAACAAUCCAGCGGGACUGCCUGCUGUUGCAAAGUUUCAAGAUUAUGGACUACAGUCUGUUGGUCGGGAUCCAUAACGCCAAUCAGGCAACUCGUGAGCGGACGGGGACAGUGGAGGGUGGGGUGUCUGAAGGGGCAGUGACGCCGGACCACAGAAGGCCACAGGUUCAAAAAGCUCUGUACAGCACUGCAAUGGAGUCCAUACAGGGAGAGGCCAAAGGGAAAGGAUCAAUGGAAACAGAGGACCAAUGGGGAGGAAUCCCAGCACGCAACAGCAGAGGAGAGAGAAUACUGGUUUAUAUUGGAAUUAUUGAUAUCCUGCAGUCAUACAGGUUUAUAAAAAAAAUAGAGCAUUCCUGGAAGGCCUUGGUUCAUGAUGGGGACACGGUCUCCGUACAUCGACCAGGAUUCUACGCCGAGCGAUUUCAGCGUUUCAUGUGCAACACCGUUUUUAGAAAAGCAUUAAAAUCAUCCCCAUCAAAGAAGAGUCGAGGAGGCUGUUCAAGUGUCGUCAGACGGCUUCCUAUGGGAAUUGCUGCUCCCGCCCCCAGCGGAACGUCGGCCAUUGAUGCCAGACUCCUGUAUCGUACUCACCUUAACCAAUCUGAUGUGGAGGGGGACAGUGGCAUGCAGUCGGACAGACCGGACCUGCUUCCGCACAGCUAUCCUUUGGAUGGAAGCAGUGAGUUUGCGGAGACAAAUCUAUCAAAUUCAUCAUUAGGUAGCACAGGAAUGAUAUCUUCUUCACCUCCUCAAAGGUCAGUAGGGGUGGAGGUGCACAAAUCUGCAGUCACGGAGGCUGACAAUGGCGCCCCCCAAAGCAUGGGAGCCGAAUAUUUAGAUGAGCAAUUAAGCAGCGAAGACGCAGUUUCACUACAAGACAUCCCAGAAACUGAAAUCUGCUUUUAAGAAAAGAGCAAAGAGCGGUGACAGAAGAGCAGAUGGCGGGGCUCAUCUGAGCGCUUGUAUAAUGGAGGUUUUCUCUGAAUGGGAGCUUUGGGUCUUCAGCACAAGAGAUCAUAAAAAUGUAUUUCAAAACAGAGUCAAAAAGACAGGAAAUGAAGAGAAAGCCCUGGAUGAGAGAGGUUUAAGUGGCUCUCUCCUGCACAGGUGAUGCUGCUAAACCACAGAUGUUAACCACAAAGUUAUGGGGAAAGUGAAAUUAGAUAUUUUAGUCACACGUUUUACUAUCUUUGUGUUCCCUAAACACACUCAAAACUGAACAAGCAGGAUGCACAAACUAAUUUUAGUUUUUUUUUCUUUGUAGUGAUGGGAGGUAGAUACACUCAUGCACGUUAUAUGCAGUCAGCACCACUUUAUAUUAUUGUUGGUUUAUUUUGCAUAAAUCUUUAUUUAUUUAGGUCUUUAAACCUGAAGCUUCUCUCUGAAAUGGUGUGAUGUUGAUGAGUAGCUGCUAGCGCUCCAGUGUAGAUAUAUGCAUCACACUGCUUUAAGUCAGCGAUAAAUAGAGACACCUUACAUUUCUUCAGGCAUGUCUGUACAUAUACAUAUAUGAAGGCUUAUGGUGAACCGAUGAGAGCUUCUCUUUGGUGAUUUUUUCCAGCUCUUUCUGUGUUGAGACAGCAUGUGCCCUUAUAGAGAUGAAAAACUGACCAAAAAUGAUUCUCGGUUGUUAGAAAGCAGAACGCAUUUUUAUGUUGAGGAUGUUAUAUAUGACCCUAGAGUAUCGCCUAUAUUUCAUGGUUGGCAUCACUGUUGCUUUCGUUAUUGCCUUUACUUUGUUGUUCUUUGUGCAUUUACAGUGCGUCUCGUUCGAUUUGGCGUGUGCGCGUUUAAAGUUUUCGUUCUUAAUUUCAGAUGCAAUGUGUUUGUGUUUCUAUGCAUUUUCUCCCUACUCAUGGCAAGUUGUCUCCGCAAAAAUGGACCAAUAUCAAGUUUAGCAAAACGGACAGAGUGACUUUCCUAUAAAGGCAGAUUUUGUUGCCAUGCCAUGAGCCUCCAUAAUAUUCAUGUACUGUAUUUGUGUAUAUAUCUUUGUAAAUAAUUAUUCAUUGUGUUCAUGUAUGUAUUACAACAAAAUGUUACUAAUGUGCUCUUAUAGCACAUCAGCUAUUGACUGAUUGAACGAUGUGCCAUGACGUCUUCCGAUCACCUGCCUUAAUGCAGCUAUAAAAAGCAAUGCAUUGGUAUGAAAACUCAUUUCUGCUGGAUACAGAAAUUGCAAGGCCUCAAAAUACACGGACCAAUGUGGAUAUGCAUGCAUUCGCUUCAUGUACCUGCUACAGAUGCUAAACCUCAAAAACGCAUUUGUAUUUUAAUGACCUUUUCACACUAACCUGAAUUGUUUUCUGGAGGUUCAUACAAUCAUGUAAUGUGUAGACAUGACAAUUUACAAGAGGAAUCGAAUGUAAAUUGAAAUUACAUUCCGAUGGGUUCUCGGUCGAUCACAAGCACACAUUCUCUGUAACCUCAGAAAAUUCGUAGCUGUACUGUUUGACCUCAUUUUUGACUUUUGAUUUAAACAAAUUUACACUAAAAUGAGUUUACCAGGGCACAUGUGAGCACUGUAUUUAACAGAGGAGCUGGAAAGUAACCCAAGGAGGCAUAGUUUCUGAUUAAUCUACUUUUCUAUUAUCUGAACAAUAGUGCUUUUGUCUGAUACAUUUAGAUUAUAAGACUGAACUGAGCUUGUCAUUUUUAACAGGGCCAUUUUUAACACACACUACUUCCACUUUUUUAAGUGCCCUCUUAUGCAUUUCUUAUUGGCUGUCAUUUAAACAAUAGUCUGAAGUGUUAUUAGAUGGAGGCAGGUCUUGAAGUAUUUAAAGAAGGGCUGACCGUAUUGAACUUUUUUUCUGAACAGUACUUUUUAUUAGUACGCUUCCAUCUGAAAACAGUUGGUGAAGUGCAUUCAUCUCUUAAAAAUUAUCUUUUUGCCAAGGACUACCUAAAGAAAUGUUUUCAUGCACGUAGAAUAUGCACAAGUACUUUGACAGUCUUUCCCAGACUGCUUUUGAAGAAACUACAGAACUGCUUUUUAUAAAGCUGCAGUAUUUAUGCACAUUCUGAUGGUUAAUGUGUUAAUAUCACAUUGUAGGUUGAAGGUUUAACUUAACAUUUUAUUUAUUUUUUGCUUUGCUUCUUUGGUUUGAAUCAUUUCAAUGCAUUUCUUCUUGUUUUUGUAAUUAAAGUCUUUGUCAAAUGUCACAAAACCUAACAUGACUGGUGAUAAAUUGUCAACAUCACAGGAACUUUACUACAUACGACAAAUUACUAGUUUGCCCCUUAAAGGAAACUUUUAAAGAUACAAAUCGAUAUUUAUUUUAAAACGAUAUAAAAGCAGAAAUAUAGGCAGGUAUUUUCUGGUAUAUUAUUAUGUUGAUGUUAAAUCCUAACCAAUGUAUGGAUGAUUGUUAUUGACUGUCAGAGAUGUGGAUUAACAUCCAUCGACCAUUGUGUGAAGAUUCUGCGUUGUCUGAUAAUCUCCCUAAAUUGCUUUUUUUUCUACUCAUUAAAAUUGCAUGUUUAUAAUAGAGUUCCCCUCUAUACCAUUGUGAUGGAUCAAAGUAACAGUAUACAACUGGCCUAAUAACAUUUGCUCUGUUAAACACCUACAGACUUGUGGAUAAAAAUAUUUGCACCGUUGGUAAAUGUGAGCAAAGAAAGCUGUAAAAAUAAAUCUACGUUUCUUCUUUUGAGCUUCAAUAAAAAAAAAUUGCUCAUAUUUACCAGGGGUGCCAACUACCAAUAUUUGUGUCCACAACUGUGUUAUGUUUCUUAUUUAGAAAUUUAGAUUGAUACAGUUGUCAUGUAAUUCUGACAAAGUUAAAAUCACAUACCUGUGUUAGUUUUUACCUAAUUUUACAUUCAGGGCUCACUUCCUAUUUCUAUUAUCUGUUUUUUGUUAUAUUCAACAGGGUAAAACGUUACCCAUCUCAAAAUGACAAAAUUCAGUAUACUUUAACCAUAAUACGCGUACCAAUAGAUUGGCCUGUUAAACUGUUAUUUUAGUUUAUAAGUUUGCAUUAUAGGUUCUAGAAACACUAAAACACACUCUAAAAAAUGGUGGGUUGCUAUUACCCAGGUUUGGGUCACUAUUGGACAGAACACACUGCAGGAUUAAAAUGACCCAACUGCUAGGUUGUUUUAACCUAACUACUGGGUUGUUUCAAUUCAUGGUUAAUUGACAUUAACCCAGCAGUGUGUUUUGUCCAAUAGUGACCCAACCCUGGGUUAAAAACAACCCAGCACUUUAGAUUAUAUAACUUAAAGGCCCCAAACGUAACUCUGUUGGCUUGACAAUAAUACAAAAGUAACACUAACUACACGUUAACCUAAAUACAUUGUGAGCAUAUCCUUUGGUCUUUAGGUUUACUUUUUUUCUAUAUAAAUUUUCAGAAAUAAUAAUGAGCAAUUUUGUGUUGAUUUCAAUAAUGAACAAAUGUUUGUACAACAGACACAUCAGUUGUGCACAGUGCACACAUCUUAAAUGCUGGCAAACCGGACACUAAACACAACCUACUGCAAUAUAAACAUUUCUGCUAAUGUCUUUUAUUGUAUUUAUUAUGAAACUUGUUGUCUUUUUUUAAUCUUGUAGGCCUGUAUGAUUUUUACAUUCUUUUUGUAUUUUAGAUGAUUGUAUGUAUUGUGUAAUCUGGCAGUUAGUAUAUUUCUCCAAUUGAAGUAGUAGAAGGCUAUGUACUUUAUUUUGUGUGGGAUGGAGCUUCUUGACAAUAUCAUUUUUUUUAAUUAUAUGUUUAGGGUGUGUUUACGAUAAAGAUUCCUGUUACUUAUAAAUGUGUGGAAGUUUCUUUUCAACAUGUGAAUGUCUGGCGAAACAACAACUGGCAAGUGCUUUAAUGCUAUAUUUUUACUGGGCCUGUAUAAAAUGUAUAUAUAAUGUGUAUAUACUGCAGUAAGCAAGUCACGAGAAUGCCUUUUCUCUUGCGUGGUGUUUGUUGCCUGUUUCUCAUUUCAUCUUUCAGUGAUGUGGUGAUGGUAUUUUUCACAUUGUCUUUCUGAUUUGAAAAAGAAUAAAAAUAUUUUUCAAACUUU